CCUUCAUUCGAGGGAUUUUACCGAUCUCUUACGGAAGCUCUGCGAAUUCAACAAAUGAACGUUAAUAAUUUACAUUCUUCCUGCACGAUGAUACUGCUUGGUAUUUUGAUAUCGAUGACGAUAAUCGGACUCACAAGUUCUGCUCCUCUAUCGUCGUACGAAAGAAGAGACGUGUCAGACGAGCAUCCCAAAUUUUUCCUGUUGAUCGAUCAAAGAAUACCAGAAUUGGAGGACGAGAUACUGAAUUCGGAGAACGAUCUUGGGUCAGAUGUGAUGCGCACCAAGAGAAUCGGAUCUCUGUCAAUCGUGAAUAAUUUAGACGUGCUGAGGCAGAGAGUUCUGCUAGAGCUGGCUCGCAGAAAGGCAUUACAAGAUCAACGUCAGGUUGAAGAGAACCGCCGUUUCCUCGAGAGUGUCGGCAAGAGAUCGGUAUCGAACGCCGAUAGAAUUGUGAGAUCUAGCAUGAAGAAUAACGGACGAUCUGCAGCAUCCGACAGGAACGAAUGGACUGAAGAGAACAAUCCCUUGUUUCACGAAUCGCAAGAUGAUCGAACGGUACAGGCUAAUGAGCUUCGCCUGCUGUAAUCGCGCCUUGGCAUGCGAAGAAGAAUUUGAGAAGGACCGAUAUAUCU
Atta colombica is the source of this 632-nucleotide messenger RNA. It is a transcript of the gene Dh44, whose product is annotated as diuretic hormone 44. The record is from RefSeq and is a predicted model, not a curated record. Bases 55 to 585 code for a protein of 176 amino acids. Gene Ontology annotation, molecular function: hormone activity. Gene Ontology annotation, cellular component: extracellular region. NCBI's taxonomy places the organism in Eukaryota, Metazoa, Arthropoda, Insecta, Hymenoptera, Formicidae. The transcript has 4 exons.